This is a messenger RNA of Aspergillus novofumigatus IBT 16806, 2055 nucleotides long. Its product is annotated as MFS-type transporter sphD. The record is from RefSeq and is a predicted model, not a curated record. Gene Ontology annotation, biological process: transmembrane transport. The transcript has 2 exons. Gene Ontology annotation, molecular function: transmembrane transporter activity. Lineage: Eukaryota; Fungi; Ascomycota; Eurotiomycetes; Eurotiales; Aspergillaceae. The coding region runs from base 309 to 2048 and encodes 579 amino acids.
AAGUACAUACUCUUUCAUCUGCUUCCUUCAUCCUCAGGACACGUGACGGUCCGGAUUCUGCUGAGUAAUAUCGACCAGCGAUCCGGAAGAAUAUGUGAUCCUGGAAAGGGGUCUCUUGGCUGCUCAAAUACAGAAAUCACCACUCCCGAUAGACACUCCUCCAUUCCCCUAUCUCCACACACUGCGGUGGACCAAUCCGUUGGUAAGCAUCUUCUCUCUGCAACUGAAAACUCUAUUUCAACUUGUGUGAGUGAUUGAGCUUGAGCCCUAAGCCGACGUGGUCUGAGAGUUAAACUAUCGUGCCAAGCAUGGGCCAGGCCGAGUUUAACGCCAGAACGGACGCCAGCGCCGAGAUAUCCGCAUUCGCAGUUCGACCAGAACCAGACUCUGAACCCAUGUCAGAAAAACAAGGAAAGACAGAGACAGACGCAGAGACAGAGGCAGGCGGGACGGAAGUUCCUGCAGAGAGAAAUGGCGAGGAUGAUGUUGAGCGGACAGCAAAGAAAUCACUAGCCUUUAAACUCGCUUUCAUAGGCCUCGCUGCCAGCAUGUUUGUGUUCCAGGUGGAUGCAACGGCCCUCGGUAUCGCCCUUCCAACCAUAGCUGCUGAUCUCAAGGGCGAGAGUUUGGAGUCCUUCUGGGCGAACUUGUCCUACACCCUAUGUGGCCUCGUCAUGCAACCGGUGUGGGCCAGUAUCUCCACCGCGUUCGGUCGGAAACCGCCUCUCUACGUCUCCAUGGCCUUAUUCUUCAUCGGAUCCAUCGUCUUUGCCGUGGCCCAAAAUAUGAACACGGUUAUCGUCGGCCGCGUCCUUCAAGGGUUCGGAGGUGGAGGCAUUGACGUGCUGGCAGAGGUGAUCCUCGCAGAUAUGACGACGCUGCAGGAACGCUCGAAAUAUCUGGGCUUGAUGGCCAUUCCCAUGGCGAUUGGCAACAUCAUGGGGCCCUCAGUGGGUGCACUGUUCGCGACUUAUGCGAGCUGGAGAUGGAUUGGAUGGGUGAACUUGCCGUUGCUAGGGAUCGGUACACCCUUGGUGUUCUUCUUCCUCAAGCUACGACCAGUCCCCCUCGAUGCAUCGCUAGCCAAGAAUUUGAACCGCCUCGAUUGGAUUGGUAUGGUGUUGGUCGUCGUCGGGAUCACGAUCUUUGUGUUACCCCUCAGUUGGGCGGGCUCCUUAUUUCCAUGGGGUGCCUGGCAGACUCUCGUGCCACUGUUCUUAGGGGUUGCGGUACUGGUCAUAUUUGCUUUCUACGAAGCGAAACCCGAAGCCCCUAUUGUUCCUCAUCGACUCUUCCACUCGAAGACUGGAAACAUGACGUUAGCCGGAGGCUUCCUCCAUGGCGCGGUCCUGGUCUCGCUAUUGCAGUACCUACCCUUGAUCUACCAAGCCGUACAACUCGAAACUGCCAUUUUAUCGGCCGUCUCCCUGCUGCCCACCGUCAUCAUUAGCGUGGUGGUCGCCGCUGCCUCCAUGAUGUUGGUUCCGUGGUUUGGUGGAUAUGUAUGGAUUCUGAGGCUGGCAUGGAUCAUACUCACGCUGGGAACCGGCUUGCUGGCCCUGUUCGACGUAGGAUCGUCGUCAUCCAUGCGGCUCGGACUUCCCAUCCUCUGGGGAGCGGGUGUUGCCUUGCUGCGUCUCAACCUUCUUCCCAUGCAGGCGAGCGUCAAAAACGUCGACGACACAGGCCUGGCGAUCGGACAAUUUCUCACAAUCCGCAUGUUUGGCGGUCUCGUCGGCCUCACGAUCUCUGCAACCAUUUUCAACUCUGUCUUCUCGACAUCCAUCUCCGCCACUACAGUCCAACUUACCGGUCCUCUGGCGCCUCUCGAGGACGUCACCAAUGCGGUUGCCUUUAUUGACAAGCUAAGAUCAACAGACGUUCCUGCUGAAACGCUUGAUCGGGUUCUGAGGGUCUAUCUAAAGUGCUUCCAGACGAUCUUUUACACAAUGACGGGGCUUAGUGGACUGGGGUUGGUGACUUCGCUGUUCGUGGAUGAGAUUGAUCUGAAGUCGCAGGGUUUGGGGAACCAGCGCUUCGAGGAAUAGUCGGGGG